Molecule: messenger RNA, 2359 nt
Organism: Lactuca sativa (garden lettuce)
Lineage: Eukaryota; Viridiplantae; Streptophyta; Magnoliopsida; Asterales; Asteraceae
Cellular component (GO): mitochondrion
Molecular function (GO): oxidoreductase activity; zinc ion binding
Source: RefSeq, a predicted model, not a curated record
UUUUGAACAGCCUUAUUUUGCAAGUCGAUAACUUGGACCCACGGCCGGCAGUAGAUUUGGCAUGACGGGGACUCCGAGUUUCCGACGUACAGAAGAUAACAAAUUUUGACUUAUAUCUAUGGAAAGUAAGUAGCAAUAAAAUUACUAAAAAGAUAAUUCAGCACUUCAAGUUCAACAUCAGAAUCAAGAAGGAAGAACAUACACGAUGGAACUAAAGCCAGGCCUCUCUGCUUUCGUCACUGGGGGUGCCUCCGGAAUCGGUAGGGCUCUUUGCAUAGCUCUUGCCCAAAAGGGUAUUUUCGUCACAGUUGUCGACUUUUCUUCUGAAAGGGGAGAAGAGGUUGCAUCACUUUCACAAAAAGAAAAUCUCAAAUUCCAUUCCGGAUUAAAAUUCCCAUCUGCUAUCUUUAUAAAAUGCGAUGUCAGUAACAAAGAAGAAGUAGCUGCUGCAUUUGAAAAACACCUUGAAGUAUAUGGAAGUUUGGAUAUUUGCAUUAACUCUGCAGGAAUUGCAACUACAAUCCCAUUUUCAAAAGAUCAAACAGAUGGAUCAAAAUCAUGGAGACAUGCCAUUAACGUGAAUCUUGUAGCAGUUAUCGAUUGCACCCAAAGAGCUAUUAAAAUAAUGGAAGAUGCAAAAAGACAUGGUGUGAUUAUAAAUUUGGGUUCAGCAUCAGGGUUAUAUCCAAUGAUUACUGACCCUAUUUAUUCUGCUUCCAAAGGUGGUGUGGUUAUGUUUAGCAGAUCGCUUUCUACCUACAAGAGAAAGGGUAUUCGUGUAAAUGUGCUUUGCCCUGAGUUUAUUCAAACUGACAUGGCUGAAAAAGUGGGGUCCAAGUUUAUUGAACGCAUGGGAGGCUAUGUAUCCAUGGAUACAUUGAUUCAAGGAGCAUUUGAGCUUAUAAGUGAUGAAAGUAAAGCUGGAGCAUGUUUAUGGAUUACAAAACGUAGAGGAAUGGAAUAUUGGCCUACUCCUAAUGAAGAAGCAAAAUAUUUAAUAACACCUUCAAGAUUAAAAAAGAAAAUAUUUUCAUCGGUUGUUUCUUCAAAUAUUCACAUUCCACAAAGCUUUGACAAAUUAAUUGUUCACACUCUAAGCAGCAAUUUUCGUAGUGCUACAAGUAUAGUGCAUGCACCUUUGAAAUUACCAAUUCGCCCAAAUCAUGUUCUUUUGAAAAUUAUAUAUGCUGGUGUCAAUGCAAGUGAUGUGAAUUUUAGUUCUGGAAGCUACUUUAGUGGAACCAAACAGGAAAUCAGUUCUAGGCUUCCAUUUGAUGCUGGAUUUGAGGGUGUAGGAUUAAUUGCUGCAAUUGGUGAAGGGGUUAAAAAUUUAAAAGUUGGGACUCCAGCAGCAAUCAUGACUUUUGGAGCUUAUGCUGAAUUUGCCAUGGUUCCUUCAAAACACAUUCUUCCUGUUGCAAGACCAGACCCUGAAGUUGUUGCCAUGCUUACUUCUGGACUUACUGCUUCAAUUGCUCUAGAAAAGUCAGCCCAAAUGGAGUCUGGAAAGACAGUUCUUGUCACAGCUGCUGCAGGAGGAACCGGACAAUUUGCAGUUCAGCUUGCUAAAUUAGCUGGAAACAAAGUGGUUGCAACAUGUGGAGGCAAAGAUAAGGCUAAGCUUCUGAGAGAUUUGGGAGUUGACCGAGUCAUUGACUACAAAGAAGAAUCGAUUAAAAAUGUUUUGAAGAAGGAAUUUCCAAAAGGAGUUGAUAUUGUUUAUGAAUCUGUUGGUGGUGACAUGUUUGAUUUAUGCUUCAAUGCUUUAGCAGUUUAUGGAAGAAUGGUUGUCAUUGGAAUGAUAUCUCAGUAUCAAGGAGAGGAUGGAUGGAAACCAAGAAACUACACGGGUCUAUGCGAGAAAAUCUUGGCAAAAAGUCAAACUUUGGCUGGAUUUUUUCUAGUGCAAUACCCUCACUUGUGGCAACAACAUCUUGAUAAUUUGGUUCACCUUUUCUCUGUGGGAAGGCUAAAGGUUGCAAUAGACCCUAAAAGCUUUGUGGGUGUACAAUCGGUUGCUGAUGCAGUUGAAUAUCUUCAUUCUGGUAAAAGUGUAGGCAAGGUGGUUGUUUGCAUUGACCCGAGUUUCAGCCAACAAACUGCAAAGCUUUAAGCUUUUAAGCUUUAAUUAUAAAUUAAUAAUCAAUGUUGAAAAUUUGAAGGAUUUAAAGUUGGUAUACGAAAUAAAGGAAAGUUGUGUUUUAUUUUUCUGUUUCUAAAACAUUAGGGGGAUAUUUGUGUCUUGGUUUGUAGGUAAAGAUUGUUGUUGAAUGUAUAUUUUGUAAAGCCUAUAGAAAGGCUUCGUAGGGGUUGUUUCUUUUUGACUUAAUGGGUUAAGUACAUAGUAUGGAUAUGUAGA